Debaryomyces fabryi is the source of this 1311-nucleotide messenger RNA. RefSeq names its product fatty acid synthase (gene CEM1). Bases 1 to 1311 code for a protein of 436 amino acids. NCBI's taxonomy places the organism in Eukaryota, Fungi, Ascomycota, Pichiomycetes, Serinales, Debaryomycetaceae. The record is from RefSeq and is a predicted model, not a curated record. The transcript has a single exon. Gene Ontology annotation, biological process: fatty acid biosynthetic process. Gene Ontology annotation, molecular function: 3-oxoacyl-[acyl-carrier-protein] synthase activity.
AUGUCUAGAAGGAUUGUUGUAACAGGUCUUGGGCUAGUAACGCCUUUGGGAGUUGGAGUGAGGCCAUCAUGGGCUAAUCUUAUUGCAAAUAAGAGUGGAUUGAUUUCAACAACUACAUUACCGGACUAUGAAUCAGCUGGAUGGGAUAAAAUACCAUCGAAAGUCAUAGGCAAAGUGCCCGAGGGACCAAUUUCUGAAGGAAAAUGGACCUCAACGGAUCAUUUUGAAAAGGGAGAGGCUAGGAGAUUUGCAUUGUUUACUCAGUACGGCCUCGCUGCUACAGAAGAAGCAUUGAAGGAUGCUAAGUGGCUUCCACAGAGUGAAGAGGAACAAAAUUAUACUGGGGUAGCUGUCGGAAGUGGCAUUGGUUCAUUUGACGAUGUGUAUGCAAAUUCUGUCAACUUUUCACAGUCUGGAUAUAAGAAGGUACAACCAUUAUUCGUGCCCAAAAUAUUGACUAAUAUGGCAGCUGGGAAUAUAUCUAUCAAAUAUGGAUUAAAGGGACCUAAUCAUUCUGUUUCAACAGCAUGUGCCACAGGUUUACAUUCCAUUGGGGAUGCAUACAAUUUCAUUAAGAACGACUACGCAAAGGUCAUGGUUGCAGGCGGAACUGAAGCCACUAUUCACCCAUUGGCAUUAGCCGGGUUUGCAAGAGCUAAGUCCGUAGUGACAAAUUAUAAUGAUGAUCCAACAAAAGCAUCUAGACCAUUUGACAAAGAUAGAUCUGGAUUUGUCUUAUCAGAGGGAUGUGGGAUAAUGAUUUUGGAAGAACUUGACCAUGCUUUGAAUAGAGGACUCACAGAGAAAGAUAUAUAUGGAGAAAUCAAAGGGUAUGGUUUAUCUGGGGAUGCAAAUCAUAUUACCGCUCCACGCGAAGAUGGUGAUGGAGCUUAUAGGGCUAUGAACAUGGCCUUGAAAUUUGCUGGAGUAUCACCUGAAGAGGUUGAUUACAUUAAUGCUCAUGCUACGUCAACUGUGAUAGGUGAUAGGUCUGAGAAUAACGCAAUUGCAGAAUUAUUUAAAAACAAUAAUCAUUUAUCCGUAUCAUCCACCAAGUCAUCGAUUGGUCAUUUAUUGGGAGCUGCAGGAGCUGUAGAGCUGAUAUUUACAAUUAAGUCUAUUAAAGAGAAUAUAAUGCCACCAUCCUUGAAUUUACACAACGUUGGCGGUCAUAAGGAUGACGACUCAUCUAUGUUUAAUAAGUUUGAUUAUGUUCCAAAUGAAAGCAAAAACAAGGAAGUUAGGUAUUCGCUUUGUAAUUCCUUUGGGUUUGGUGGCACCAAUAGUUCAUUAUGUUUAAGUAAGUACUAG